Penicillium brasilianum is the source of this 285-nucleotide messenger RNA. Lineage: Eukaryota; Fungi; Ascomycota; Eurotiomycetes; Eurotiales; Aspergillaceae. The record is from the annotation of a GenBank genome assembly.
AUGAAGCUCUCCAUCUUCCUUCCCCUGGCUGCCUUCCUGACCCUGACGGCAGCCGACGUUGCCCACACUAAUGAUAACAUUAGCUCGUGCUUGAACCAAUGUCUGAACGAGGGAUCCGCCGUCGCGGGAUGUCUCUCGCAGUACGACACGGAUUGUACCUGCACAAGCCCGGCAUUCAGGGAUACUGUGCAGAUGUGCUUGACGCUUGCUUGUACGGCCGAUGAUGCAGCAAGUAUGAUUAACCCUUCCUAUAUUCGAUACGAGGACCACCCGCUAAUCAUUUGA